Belonocnema kinseyi is the source of this 4436-nucleotide messenger RNA. RefSeq lists its product as uncharacterized. Gene Ontology annotation, biological process: tRNA-type intron splice site recognition and cleavage. Bases 206 to 2692 code for a protein of 828 amino acids. Gene Ontology annotation, cellular component: tRNA-intron endonuclease complex. The record is from RefSeq and is a predicted model, not a curated record. NCBI's taxonomy places the organism in Eukaryota, Metazoa, Arthropoda, Insecta, Hymenoptera, Cynipidae. The transcript has 5 exons.
UCCAUGAUGGUAAAAGCGUUGUUUUUGAAGUUCUUAGUUCGGGAGUUUGGAAUUGUUUCUGGAGUGGUUGUGUAUUUGUCGUUUGUUCAAAAUUAAACCAAUAUAAGGCAAACCAAUUUUUAAGUAGACCUUGAUAAAAUGAUUUUUUAUGUAUUGUGAAGCAGAGUACGUUUUUAAUAUUUAUCCAAGAGUUGCCUAACAUAAAAUGAUGGAAGAAAAAAUACAAUCAUUUUUUAACAAUUUUCUACAAGGCAGAGAGCUUUUGCAACACAAGGGUAUUCGUUUCGAAGCAUUGGAUGAAUAUGAAAGAUCUUCAAAAGUACUUCCAAAAACUGGAAAAAAGUUAUUUGAGCCUAUUGGUUUAUGGUUGCAACAGAAACAGGUUGAAAAAGGUCUUCAACUCAGAAGGGAUUUCUUGGAUAUGAAAAGAAUCGAACGAAAAUCUCAUUUAGCUGUCGCUGAAUGGUUGCCACAUGAAAAAAAAGUUCGAGUACUGAAAAAGUCCGGGCAAGAAUGGGCGAACUUUGGUUUGGAAGUGAACGGUGUAUUACACUUAAUUCCAGAAGAAGCAUUACUAUUGUUGGAAAUGAAUUGUAUAGAACUCUUAUGGGAUGAAGUUGCAAUUACCUUAGAACAGGCUUACAAUAUUCUACUUGAUGCUGAUAUAUCCGAGUGUUCACUGGAGGAAUACAAAGUUUACAGUCAAUUUUUAAGACGUGGUUAUCGUGUUCAGCGCUGUUUUAGUCUUAAGUUGCUGCCGAAAAAAAGAGCAAGUAUACGAGAAUCGAUAAAUCCACACAAAAAAAUUAUUAUUUCGGCACUAACUGGCCUUAGAAAUUGUAAUAUUAUCUCUCGAUACAGGGAAAAUAUUGCAAUUGUAGGAAAAAAUAAAUGUUCUAAUAGACUCUCCAAUGCUCCCAAGAAAAGAAAUUUAGAAGAGUACAAUAUUGAGGAUGAGGAUAAUAAUGAUAAUGGUAUAGAUGGUGAUAGCGUUAAGACAGUAAUAGAAACUAUUAUUUCUAAUUUGGAAUCAAAAGAACAAAAAAAAACACCUGACAACCAAGAAAGUCACAAACUAAUAAAAAUUAAUGAGCCUUAUAAAUCUGAACUAUCUGAAAAAAAUACAAGUAUCCCUACGGAAAACUUAGGAAAACAAACAGUAAGAAAGAGAAACUGCAACUCUAAAGCAGAAAUAAUUUCCGAGGAAAGUGUGUCACAGUGCGUAAAAAUACUCAAGGAUAUCAGCAGGGAUAAUAGUAAUACAGAAAAGAGUGCUUCUAAACGGCUAUGUACGCGAAUUAAACGUAAUGUUAAAUUACUGCCUAAGAGGGCCAAUCAGAUACCAGUGUCGACAAUUAUUCCAGAAUCUUCACAGAUUGAUGUAAAUGAGAAUACGAAUGAGAUGAAAAGAAUGAGAAAUGCUUUAUUUUAUAGAUCAGAUGGCUCAGCGUCUAAAAAACAAUGCCAAGAGAUAAUUGAACUAUCCGACGAUGAAGUGGAAGAAGUACGAACACCAUUGACACAAGUGAGAAUUUUUAAGCAAUUACCAAAUAUAGCUUCUCAAGCUUUAAAAAUAAUGCAAAGAACUUUAAAAGUCUAUAUACCUCACAAUAUAGAAAUGCGACGUGAUGUUUACCAUUACGAGCAAGUAAAUCGGCUAUAUUUACAAAGAGGAGAUAACUCUAAUAGACUUUCUUCAAAGAGCACUCAGAAUAGUCAGCACUCUACCCUGCUAUGCACAAAUCCUAAUCAACUUUCCGAUCUCUCUGAUAAUUGUUCUUACGAACGAAAAGCACAAAUGCAUAUAUUGCAGAAAUAUAAUCGUAGAAUAACACUGCAGAGCAAUUUGUUCUCUGAUUUUCAAUAUUGUCAGUGGAAUAUCCACAAUGAAAAUAGUUUCUUGCAGCAAAACUCGUAUCUUGAAUUUCAACAUACACGUAAUCGUACGUGGCUGCAAAGCAGAAAAUUUCAAGCCCAUAAUUACAACAAUGUGCUUUUAGGAUUAAUGGGAAAUGUAAUGAAAUCAUACAUAGUUCGAAAUCAGUUUCCACUUAAUGUACAAUCCAUUCCCCCUUUUAUUACAUGGCAAAAUUCUGGUGUCGAAAGAGGACAUGAUUUUAAUUUAAAACAAUCCUUUAAUAUAUCAGUUCCGGAUGAAUCUCUCAGUAGCAAUAACAAUUUUAGUAGUGGCAAUAAUGUUCCGAGUUAUGCUAAAGAUCAAGAGCCUUCAACGUGGUUGGAAUUGAGAAAAAAGUGGCAAGAAGAAUGCACCAUUACUAUCAAUGACGAAGAUCUCCUAGAAGCAGAAGCUGAAAAACAUAAUGAAAUUGAGAUAGUCAAACAACAGAUAAAACCUUUGAUCAUUAUUAAACGAAAUACACGUUUAUCUGAGAUUUCUGAUAAACUUAAAUUAAUAAAAAAGUCUACAAAAAAAUCACAACGUCAAAAACAAUGGGACUAUAGUGCAUCAUAUAACGUUUAUUCAGGUGGUUCACAUUACAAGAAAGCAAACCCAGGAUCUCCAUUGUGUCGUCUACUAAUAAUAAGAAAAUACGAGGAUCACUUAAACCCAUUAGAAGUACGGCGAUUACCACUUAGUGAAACAGAUGCACCAUUUGUAAUUGCUUAUGUCUCUAAAACAUCAAUCUCUUACAUCCAACUCGGAACUAUAUCAAUACCUGACUUAAAUUAAAGUGACGCUACUAUGAUUUUAUUUUAUUUUAAUGAUGAAGAGGCUUUUUCCAGGAAAGCUAAGUAGAAAUAUGGGAUACACCUCAAAUUUACAUUAUAAAGUUGAAAUUUAGUAUUUAGAUACACCGGGGGGGGGGGGCAAAAGUCUUCGCACACCUCUUUUUUGAUGACUGAUUAAGUUCUAUUAAUUUUAAUUUUGCUAGAGCUAACAAACUUUCUCUUUAAAGGGUUGAUUGUUUUCGAAAUUUUGUAUAACAUGAUCCCAACGUGAAGCCUAUUCGUCUAUUCUUAAGUAGAUAUUGCAAAAAUAGUGUGAAUUUCAAUGUUUUCUUAUAAUUUCCAUAAAUUUUGAAAUAAUCAACAAUUUUUCAUGUUCUUAGGGUAAUUUUGAAGCUAUUUUUUAAUCGUUUCAUGACAAUUUAGGAGUAUAAAUCUUAACAAAAAUGUAUGACAUUGCAAGACCUUUAAGUUGUAUAAAAAAAGUUGGAAAAAUUUGGAAACAUUUUAUCUGUGGGCAAAUCAGAAUACAAAUUAAAUAAAUGUAUAUUUUAAAGAACUUUCAUUUCAUGAUUAUACGUUUCAUAUAUUCUACAAAAAUAUUCUUUGUUACCACAAAGAAUAUUGCAAUGCGAUGAGAAAUUUUUUUAAUUUAUACUCAUCAGCUGUUGUCAUACGGUGAAAAAUAGCUUCAGAAUGAGCCUGGCAUAAUGAUACUUAAGAGAACUUAAUCAUUAAAAAAAAGGUGUGCAAGACUUUUGCCCCCCCCCCCCCCCGUAUGCUGACAAUGACUUCGGGGAACACAAUGACACUAAAGCACGGGACUCAACUUCAUUUUCUUUUAAUAUCGUACAAAAUCAUUUGCCACCAGAAGUAUAUUUGUAGUUGUAAAUUUACAAAAUAUAAAUAAAAUGAAGUGUACAAGCAACAUUUUUAAUUCAAUGGUGAAUAUGAGAAGGUUGUAAGGCUUGAUUCUUGAGUUCUACUCCCAAUUUGUUUCUUGCCUUAUAUCUAUUGUAAUGUUCACUAAUGAAAUUCCCUUCAAAAAUUCUAUCAUAUUAAUUUGUUUUCAAAGAAAAACUACCUUUUCGAAUUAGUUUUUUUCUCAUCAAGGCAUUUUUUAGGAAAAUUCUUAUAAUAAAUAAGAAUCGACACAAAGACAAAUUUAACCGACACGCGUCAUCCUUCGUAACAGUUAAAAGAUCAAUAUUUCCAAAGUUUCAAUAUAAUGCAUUUGGAGCAAAAUACUAUAAUUACAACGAUUCUUUUGCAACUGUCAUAAUUAAUGGUAUUUGGCAGUGCAUUCAUAAAUGCAUAUAUCGAACUUAACCUCACUCGUUUAUAAUACACAGACUUAUCUGAAAGCGACCGCAUCGCAUUUCUCGCCGCGUCACAUCACCCACUUCUCCCCUCAAUUCUCGUUUCAAAAUAUAAAUGGUAAAUACAAAAUAUGAUAUUCCUAAGAAAAAGGCUUUUCGAGACAAAAAUUAUGAAGAUUAAAAAAAACUAGUUUUCCUAAAAAACAAGUGUUACACAAAAUUUCAUGUCUCCGAUGUGGAUUUUCGACAGCCUUCUUUCUGAGGCUGGCUAAAUAUUGAUCGAUUGGAGAAAUGAAUGAAGGGGUAAUAAACUGACAUUAGGGGAAUUAUGAAUAAGAACAACACAGAAUAAAGUCUUAUAAGGCCUUGUUAGAAAGUGGAUUGGUAUCCGAUUGGAAAUUCUGAGUAAUAAAAGCUUUAAGACAAUAA